AUGCUUCUCUUCGAGGGGUUCUAUACAAGCUUAUACAAUCACAACCAAUCGUUAGCGAGCUACAUUGGGGCGUUCACUAAAAUCAUAAUCGAAUCGAAUGAUGGCUCCAGCGUCAGGUUGGCUGUGUCGGCUGUUAUCCGUGGAUUCUAUUCCUUCAUUUUACGAAGCCGUGAAAUGGGGGCUCUCGCUGAAACGGACUUUACGACGGCUGUUUCGCUGGCACGAGUGGCCUUGGACGACCCAGAAGAGAGCAAGUCGGAUGUCACACUUUUGACUAUUCUCCUACUGUCUAUGUUUGAAGCGGCAGCAGUGAUGGGUGCAGAUGUAUCCAUACUGACAGAGCUCCUCGAGGCAUCAUUGUUUCUCCCUCCACCCUCCAGCCAUUAUUUUUCUAGUUUCCCCAUUACCUUCGUGGUUCCGAUUGCUCAACUACGGCUACGGGUUGAAAAGACUAAUAUUUACUCCAAGUUCGACGUUAGCACGGCAGAGGACUUAUUGUCAUCUGCGACACAGCUCGACAAGGACCUCUCACAAUGGCCAGACAAAAUCACCCCCAGCUACCACCCUCGGAGGUCGUGGUCACUUCCAUCUGACUUCGGGAUUGGUUCAUCUGAGGGCUAUCCUGGCUGGGCAGACACAUAUCCAUCACUGGCUUUGGCGCAGGAUUGGAAUUACUACCGUUAUCUUCGGAUUGUGCUUAAUAUCUUCAUAUCGAGAUGUGCGGCAUUAUUGCGCAAGUACAGUCUUGCAGCAUCUGCUGACCAGGUUUGUGAGCAGAUGGUCGAUGAUACUAUGCAUUUGCCGCAAUAG
Molecule: messenger RNA, 810 nt
Organism: Talaromyces atroroseus
Lineage: Eukaryota; Fungi; Ascomycota; Eurotiomycetes; Eurotiales; Trichocomaceae
Exons: 3
Coding region: 1-810 (269 amino acids)
Source: RefSeq, a predicted model, not a curated record